UGGUGGGAAGGGGACCGAGAUGUACAUAGUACCUCGCCAGACGAUCUUUGCUUGGCAAUUCUCUCUCCCAUUCGCCUCGUCGCCUGAAGCGCAGGCUCUGGGCAACCACACAUAUAAGGUCGGCUGAAUUUGGACAUUUCAGUAUCGCGUGGUGUGAUAAGCCUACCUGUCAUCCUUUCCUCGAGUAUCCUCGUGCACUCACCGUGCAGUCAUGCCCACCCGCGCAGAAGCAAAAGAACAUAUCAAUUCAUUCUGGACGAGACGUCACAUCGCCAGAGAUGCCAUCGAUAUUGAGAAUGACAUCAAUCUUCGCGACCUUUCCAAUGGACUGAAAAUCCUUUCUGAUGGCCUCUACGGUGAUCUCACUCACUUUUUCUGGGAAUUGCUCCAGAACGCGGAUGACAGUAAAUAUCUUACAGUACCCCGCGUCGACUUCGUCCUGACCAGCCAUUCUCUGACUUACGAGACCAACGAAAUCGGCUUCACCAGGGGUGAUGUGGAGUCGCUGUGUGCAGUGGGCUACAGUUCAAAGGCAGGUCAGAAUGACACGAUUGGGGAAAAGGGCAUUGGCUUCAAGUCAAUUUUUAAAAUUGCAGACGUCGUCACCAUUCACUCAGGUGUAUAUUCUUUCAAAUUGGAUACUCGACCUCCUCUCGGCAAUGUCGGCAUGGUUCUGCCCAUGUGGCUGGACAAAACACAAGACUUCCCUGGGACAUCAAUCACCCUGCAGUUCAAGGCCGACCUUGACGUGUCCAAGUUGCGCCAGCACCUAGCCUCAUUUGAUUUCACCUUCCUACUGUUUACCCGAAAUAUCAAAGUGAUCAAUUUGAAGGUCUUAGCUGGACAGCCGUUUGAGAAGCUUGGACGGCUCGAACACUUGGCGCCUAAGGGUGAAAGAAUAGAGACAAGGAUCGACGGCCGUCCCGAUGCGACGAUGGACUAUGUCAUAUUUCGACGCAAGUAUCAGGGCAUGCCUCCACGUCAACCUGGCGCUCAGGUUCAACCCGACGGCGAUAAAACGACAAUUGUGCUCGCUUUUCCACACCUCAAUCACAAACCGCUUGCCGAAGGCCAAAAAACUUAUGCAUACCUACCUGUCAAUUCCUUUGGAUUUCAGUUUAUUAUUCAUGCUGAUUUUGUCUUGACUGCCAAUCGAAAAGGUAUUGAUAGUGACCGAGGAUGGAAUACAUCCCUCCAGAGGUGUUUGCCCGAAGCGCUCUGCUCUGCUUUUGAACAGUUGGCAACAUCGGCGGAAUCUCAAAUGAGGUUUGGUUGGCCCGAAUAUUUGGGCUCUCUGGGGUUUAUUCACGAUUCGUUUAUGAGAGAAGUUGCUGACUCCACUAUCAAACAACUGCGAUCGAAGCUACUGGUUCGAACAGAGUUGCAAGACGGUGUUUUCCUAGCGCCUCAGGAUUCUCUGACUGCAUCAGAUGAGUUUCGUGACGCCACUGGCGGACUUCUUAUCACCGAGGGCACAUACGCACAGCGGGUGAGAUCGAAUGCCUACUCUUACAACUCGGCAACGAUCCUCUCAAGACUGGGUGUCACUCCCUUCGAGAUCUCGCACUUCGUGGAGUUGCUGGCCCAAUAUAUUUCAGCGCAUAUGGCAAGAUUCUCAUCAGAGGCAACAGCAUGGCACUCCCGCGUCGCGAGUCUUCUCUGCAAUCAUUUCUCGAACGGACAAUAUCAGCUCUAUUCACCCGUAUUCCAGGCCUUCAAAGCUCUGCGGAUCAUCCCGCUGGAUGACGGCUCAUGGGUAUCUGGUGCUUCUUGCGCAACUAAAAAGGUCUUUAUGGAUCAGGGUCGCCGCAUCGCCCUCCCCACUGGCCUCCACUUUUGCUUCGUUCAGGCGUCGGCUGCCGAUGAUCGUCACCGCAGACAACUCUACCGACUGCUAGGUGUCAAACCAUGUGAUGAAACAGAGAUAUGCAAGAUGAUACUCGACUCCCAUGCAACAAUGGUAGUUUGGCCACCUUUGGAAAUCCUUAUCUCGCAUGCGAUGUACAUCUUCCGCGCUCGCUACCAACCUCAAUAUGGCCAAUCACUCCGCCUACGCCUCCUUGACUCCAAUCUUACUAUUCGAUACCGGGAGAGAGUCCAUCUUCCUUUUGGGACACAAGGAAAGGCUCUUAGACGGCUUUUUGCAGACGACUUUUCUGGUAUCAUUUGGCUACAUCCAGACUACGAAGAUAGAGUAACGGAAGGCGAGAGACAAUACUGGUUCCAAUUCUUAUGCUCCGUAGAAGGAGUGUAUCGGUUGCCUCCUCUUCAUUCAGGUGGACGACUCUCUGAUGCAAUGAGGCAUAUCCUGAUGAGAAAUGGAUCAAAGGAAUUUCUCUGGCUUCUGAAGACGCAAUAUCGUUCGGGCUAUGGUAAUAUGUUUGGAGAUUCGCACACCUGGGAAGCUCAAACACUCACAGCGGAUAUCAGCAACAUUUGGGUAAGCACCGAUCAAGGUGUGCAGAAACUGUGCGAGACGAUAUUGCCGUCUUUGUCGCCUAUCAGCCUAGGUCUUCUCCCUGUUAUACAGCUGGUUGAUCCACAAAAUACGGACUGGAGCUUCCUCCGCAAAUUUGGAGUCCAGACUGAGCUCUCGCCGGACUUUUUUGUGAAACAGCUCCGGGCUUUGAAAGAAAACAAUGACCAGGGACGAGUGAUAGCAACGGCUACAACUGUUUAUAAAGCCAUUGCAGCAUAUCCGGCCUUGGACAGCUCAAAACUGGCGAGUUUCCAUACCGAAAGUUUGAUAUACGUCGACCCCGGCGGGUGGGUUUUGCCACAGCAGUGUGUCUGGAAGGCCUCAUUUCCCUGCACGAAGGUGCCUGUUCUCUCCAGACUCUAUCGUGGGUGUGACAAUCUUUUCCAGGCCCUUUUGAAAGUAAGGGAUGCAGGACUUGACGAUUUAAUCUCGGAGCUUGAAGACAUGGAGUCAACACGAGAGCUUGACCGAACCAGGCUUUUACGCCAGAAUAUGUUGCCUGCUCUGGACUCCUUCCUAGGCAAGGCUUCCCUAUCAAUGACACAAAGACGACGAUUGCUUCCGCUUCACAUUUUUCCAGUUACUCAAGUUGGAUCUAAUGAUCCUACCCAAGCUGCACAGUUACUCCGAGCCGAAGAUACGUUCUGGAUUGCAGACUUGAACUUUCUAAAAUCAAAGUUCGAGGGAUUCUUACCAUUGCUUGAUAUAACUGAAAAACUCUUCAAAUCAUCAAUCCACAACGUUUUCAAGAAUUUGUCGAUGGACUCCAAGCGUUUGUCUCUGAGCGUCCGGAAAGAAGAGAACCAACCAAACCAAGGUGAUAUAUCCGAAGUAGCGGAUCCUGCGCUUAGCAAUAGGCUCCGAAGGCAGAGUCGAUACAUCAUUGGCAUUGUGUGUCAUGAAAACAAACUUAAUCAGCCAGCCGACCAGGUGACAGCAAUGCUUAGCAACAUAAGGGUUUUUCGGGUUCCAGACAUAACUAUCAGGCGAUACGUUCUUGAUGCCAGCACAAAGAGAUACGGCCGCGACGAGAAGGGAGAGGUUCUCUUGCUGGACGCAGAUGGAGAACUACAUAUUAAGAUCCGGCGAGAUUCAGAGACCAUGGACAUCAUCAUCCCAUUAUCAGAUCGUUUCGCAGAACGCUUUCACUUGGGGAACGCCAAUCGUGAACUUCUUGUGAAAGUCCUCACAACUGAGAAAGUCGAGCAAUUCAUUGAAGGACUCGAAAGAGCAGGUAUCAAGACAGAUCCAACAACCGUCGUUGAAAUUGUGGCUGAAGACAGCUUGGACGAAGAUUCCGAUGACGGUACACUUGCUGAAGAUCCUAGUGACAACCUCGGAUUGGCUUUCCAAAAAUUGCAGAUCAGCAAAGGGAGGACUGGUAGUGGUUCAGACGAAGAAUCUUCGGGAUCACAGCAACGCAGGCCAUCACAAACACCAAGCUCACAGGGACGACGAGUACGCAAUGAUGGAGAGGUCUCCUCGCCAUUCUCAUUGAGAAGACGGUCGGGCCAGGCUGCCUCCGGUGGGGCAAGAUCAGAUGCUAUCGCUACAAACGGGGAGACUACUACAGACGAGAAUAUUGCGCGCUUGACUGCAAGCCUGAUUGACGCAAAGCUGUCUGACACCACUCAUGAGGUCUUCCGCAACUGGGUUACACCUCCUUCGGGAGAAGUGCCCAGCAAGUCUUCAGUGCCUGUCUUCGGCAUGGCUACCGCCUUCGAAUUCACUUUCAAUUCACCUUCUCCCCAGCCUCUUGUGAACAACCCAGAUGCCAGCGGGAGCAGUUCAUCGGGGCCAAAUACGUUAGCAACGUCGCGCCAUAUUGCCGACAACUCGUCAGAGGCCCAAGCGGGCUUGGAUGCGCCACAAUCUUCUCCGAACCAUUUACACGGUGCAUUUAAAACCCCAACAAAGGCGUUUCGACAGUCGAAUCAUCCCUGGUCGUCUGGACGACCUCCCAGGAGCAGCUAUGGUGGAAACAGCUUUGUCGCUCAGGAGUCCUCUGAAGCCGUACCACAUGAGAUUGGAUUUGCUGGAGAACACCUGGUAUACAAGUUUCUGGAAGACAAGCUGUCACCAUUUUUCACGCCAGAGAACUGGACUAGUAGAGGUCGAGCGAAAGCCUUUCCAAAUCCAUUCAGCGAUGACUUUCGCGAGAAGGACUUUGCCGAUUUCACCUACGUCGACACCGACGGACGCUUGCGUAUGUAUUUGAGCGAGAACGUCCCGAACUUUGAGAACCCAACCGGUCAGCGGAACAACAUCACCUAUCAUUUGGAGGUCAAAUCUACCCUGGGCAGCCUACACAACCCGGCAUUCCUGAGUAAUAACCAGAUCUCCAUGGCGAAGAAGUACUCAGGGCGAUUUUCGACACCGGCCACCCAGACCGAUGUGUACAUCCUGGUUAGAGUCUACGGGCUUGGUUCGGACCCUCCUCAACCGCAGUUGUGCCUGUUUCCUGAUCCUUGGAAUCUUAUCUGCCAGGAUUCUCUGCUUAUCGAAGGCGAAGCUGGGAUUUAUGUGCGACCGAAAGUCGCCUGAGCGACUUUAUUACGCGAAUUAGAUUGGGCAGAUGUAGUGCGAGCAAAGGACGGCGCAUUUAUGUCUAAGAAAG
Messenger RNA from Cladophialophora immunda, 5096 nucleotides. RefSeq lists its product as uncharacterized. Lineage: Eukaryota; Fungi; Ascomycota; Eurotiomycetes; Chaetothyriales; Herpotrichiellaceae. The coding region runs from base 212 to 5023 and encodes 1603 amino acids. The record is from RefSeq and is a predicted model, not a curated record. The transcript has 6 exons.